GCCAUUUCUGGAGAGUACUAUUUGGGUUUGGAAACCCAUGUUGGCUGUCCAGAGUAUGAAAUUUGGCAUCAUCCUCUUGUGGUGGGUAUGGAUUUUGUCUGGUGAAAGUCGAGUACACUGGCAAGGACGAGAAGGACAUGAGAUGGCUAAAAAAGGCAGCCCGAUUCUGAAACGAAGCCCUGACAUCACCAAGUCCCCGCUGACAAAAUCUGAGCAGCUCCUAAGGAUAGACGACCAUGAUUUUAGCAUGAGGCCUGGUUUUGGAGGCCCAGCCAUUCCUGUUGGCGUGGAUGUGCAGGUGGAGAGCUUGGACAGCAUCUCAGAAGUCGACAUGGAUUUCACAAUGACCCUCUACCUGAGGCAUUACUGGAAGGAUGAGAGGCUGUCCUUCCCCAGCACCAACAACCUGAGCAUGACAUUUGACGGGCGGCUGGUGAAGAAGAUCUGGGUCCCAGACAUGUUUUUCGUCCACUCCAAGCGCUCCUUCAUCCAUGACACCACCACCGACAACGUCAUGCUGCGGGUUCAGCCGGAUGGAAAAGUGCUCUACAGCCUCAGAGUUACAGUGACAGCGAUGUGCAACAUGGACUUCAGUCGAUUUCCUCUGGACACUCAAACAUGCUCACUGGAGAUUGAAAGCUAUGCCUACACAGAAGAUGAUCUCAUGUUAUACUGGAAAAAAGGCAAUGAUUCCUUGAAGACAGAUGAGCGGAUCUCCCUCUCACAGUUUCUCAUUCAAGAAUUCCACACCACCACCAAGUUGGCUUUCUAUAGCAGCACAGGCUGGUACAACCGUCUGUACAUUAACUUCACAUUACGUCGCCACAUCUUCUUCUUCUUGCUCCAAACUUAUUUCCCUGCAACCCUGAUGGUCAUGCUGUCCUGGGUGUCCUUCUGGAUCGACCGCAGAGCUGUGCCUGCCAGAGUACCUUUGGGUAGCACCACAGUGCUGACAAUGUCCACCAUCAUUACGGGUGUGAAUGCCUCCAUGCCUCGUGUCUCCUACAUCAAAGCUGUGGAUAUCUACCUCUGGGUCAGCUUUGUGUUUGUAUUCCUGUCGGUGCUAGAGUAUGCAGCUGUCAACUACCUGACCACUGUGCAGGAACGGAAAGAGCGGGAGCUUCGGGAGAAGCUUCCCUAUGCCUGUGGCUUGCCCCAGCCCCGAGCGAUGAUGCUGGAUGGCAGCAACAGCGAUGUGGAGGUAAAUGACCUGGGAAGGUACAUGCCUGAGAAUGGUGAGAAGCCAGACAGGAUGAUGGUGCAGCUCACCCUGGCCUCUGAGAGGAACUCCCUGCAGAGGAAAAGUCUGAGAAGCAGCUAUGUGAGCAUGAGGAUUGACACUCAUGCCAUUGACAAAUACUCCAGGAUAAUUUUCCCAGCAGCGUACAUUUUAUUCAAUGUUAUAUACUGGUCUAUUUUCUCAUAGAUGCCUGCAAUGCUAUACAUUUCACAUUCUUUAAUUCUUCAUGGUUUGUACUGUAGAAAUACUUCAGUGAUGAAAAAUAAUAUUAUAGUUUAAAAAAAAUCUAUCCAUCCAUGUUUUUUCACUGUCCCUUCUCUAGUUUUCCAUAUCUAUAUGGCCAAGAUACUGACUGGUUUAAUUUGCACUUAUGAUCUAUCUAU
This is a messenger RNA of Elephantulus edwardii (Cape elephant shrew), 1623 nucleotides long. It is a transcript of the gene GABRR1, whose product is annotated as gamma-aminobutyric acid (GABA) A receptor, rho 1. The record is from RefSeq and is a predicted model, not a curated record. The coding region runs from base 38 to 1426 and encodes 462 amino acids. Gene Ontology annotation, biological process: chemical synaptic transmission; signal transduction; nervous system process. The transcript is spliced from 9 exons. Gene Ontology annotation, cellular component: neuron projection; synapse; GABA-A receptor complex. Lineage: Eukaryota; Metazoa; Chordata; Mammalia; Macroscelidea; Macroscelididae. Gene Ontology annotation, molecular function: GABA-A receptor activity; extracellular ligand-gated monoatomic ion channel activity; neurotransmitter receptor activity.